Molecule: messenger RNA, 1842 nt
Organism: Colletotrichum lupini
Lineage: Eukaryota; Fungi; Ascomycota; Sordariomycetes; Glomerellales; Glomerellaceae
Product: ubiquitin carboxyl-terminal hydrolase
Exons: 8
Coding region: 1-1842 (613 amino acids)
Cellular component (GO): cytosol; nucleus
Molecular function (GO): cysteine-type endopeptidase activity; zinc ion binding; cysteine-type deubiquitinase activity
Source: RefSeq, a predicted model, not a curated record
AUGUCUGCUCGACCAACGACGCCGAUGUCCCCAAAGACCGCCAAGGUCAAAUCGCCCCUCCCUGGCACACCAGUCUUUGGCUGCGAACACAUCCAGCGGCUGUUCACCCAGUCCACAGAGGGUAUUACCCAAUGUGUCCACCACUACAAGAUGAUCCUCAAGAACAUCUUUGAGCAGACGCCUGUUGUGCCGCAAACAUUCAAGAACUCUGACGGCCAGGUCAUGACGUCUCUCACAUCCAACUACCUCUGUCUACAAUGUUCCGCCAUUGUCAAUGAGGAUGAUCGUCUCAAGCACGGCACAAAGAAGCAGCAUCGCUUCUAUGUCGACUCAAGGAGUGGUGCCCUCUACUGCCAGAUCUGUGAUGACCUAGUUUGGGACCCCACUCUCGAGGAGCUUCGAGCGUCCCCCUCGUACCUCAAACUACAACCUGCGUUGUUGUAUCGCCCAGCUUUGGCUCCUAGCUGCCUGAUCAACAUGCUAAUUGAUCUUCUAGACCGCAAGAGAAAGCACGAUGAGAUGUUCUCAGAUGGCGUAAAGGACAGUUCUGCAAGCAACCCAGGCUUUAUAUCCAACAACACCACCACUGCCUCUUGCAAAGCCAAUGGUCUGCGCGGAAUCUACAAUGCCGGAGCAACAUGCUACCAGAAUGUGGUGCUGCAGAGCUUCCUCCACAAUCCCCUCCUGCGCAACUUUUAUCUCAGCGACGGCCAUCAGAGCACCGAUUGCCAGCUGACAAACUGCCUCAGCUGUGCCAUGGACGACAUGUUCCAGGACUUCUAUGCUGUUGAGAAUACUAAUGGAUUCACGGCGGCUAGUAUUCUGUCUGGAUUCUGGAUCUCGGAGAAGAAGGCGUUUGAGAACCUCGUCACCACCAAGGAGCAGGAUGCCCAUGAGUUCUUUCAAUUCCUCGCCGAGGAGCUGCAUGAGCGCAAUGGAGAUGGCAAGCGUCCUGAGACUGGAAGCGAGCAUACAUGUAAUUGCAUCAUCCACCAGACAUUCUACGGCAAGCUCCAGACUGGCACUACUUGCCAGAACUGCGGAGGCGUCACCAACGCGGUUCAAUCCUUCCUGGACCUCAGUCUCGGACUGGAGAACCUCUCUCACAGGAGAAAGAAGGGAGGCCAGAAGGUGCCCAGCCUGACUCUGCAGGAGUGCUUGGAUGAGGAAUACGUCAAGUCAGACAAGUGCGAGUAUCGGUGCCACAACUGCAGCUCGAUGCAGCAGGCCAAGAGAGCCACCAGCAUUAAGCGGCUGCCAAAUGUGCUCGCGAUACAGCUCAAGCGAUUUGAGUACAAGCAGGGCCGCCAUGACCGCGCAUCAAAGAUCGAGACGGUGGUUAACUUCCCCCUUCAGCUCAACAUGCUGCCAUAUACUACCAGAGGUAGAGGCGCGGACUCCAAGGAUGCCUUUGACCUCGGAAGAUCUUGCACGUACGACCUCCUUAGUGUGGUGGUCCACGUGGGCGAGAUCGACACGGGCCAUUAUGUAUCCUACUGCCGAGUAGGCGACCAGUGGUUCAAGUUCAACGAUCACAAGGUUGAAAUGGCGUCAAAGUCAGACGUCAUGAGUGCUCAACCCUAUCUGCUCUUCUACAUUAUUCGUUCACUCUCUAAUGCCACCAGGUCAAACGAGGUCAAGACGGUGGCCCGCCGAAAGUAUGGGGAAAAGGGGCGCUUUGGAAUGGCGAAGGCGGGGGGCGACGGAGGAUCAAGCAUCUUGUCGGCGUUGGAAAUAAACAACAGCGAUCAAGCGUAUGUACUUUCUAUUGAAAUCUCGCAAACCAGAAAUAUGUGCCAAAUCGGGCCCCGUCAGGGCAAGAGGGCAGGCCUAUCAUCAUGA